CAAGAUAAAUGUACAUGGUUCGGGUCGUGUUUGCUUUAGAUCCACAAUUUGGGAUUUAAGUUGUUUUAAAAUUCAGCGAUGAUAUCUUGUUACCAUAUUAUAAAGCUUUGAUUUAAUUCAGUUAAUCGAGACGUAUCUGAAUAUACAUUCGAUUUGUCACUUAAAUGAAUUGAACAAUUGAUAAAGUAUAGUUUUUGGUACACUGAAUUACGUGUGGAAAAUAGUCCCAUCGAUCCUUUAUUGAACAGAAUUCAAAGUAUGUUCUCAAACUCGGGAUAAAGUGAACAUCGUGAUGCCCCCCGCUUGGUCGGAGUAUAUCACCAAUGUCUUGAUUGAGAGUGGAUACGUAUCUCGGGCUGCUGUUGUGGGCGCUGAUGGGCGUCGAUGGGCAACAUCGCCCACUUUAGAACUAUCUUCUGCGGAGAUCCAAGCUAUCGCGCGUGGAUUUGUGGAACCAUCCAGUCUCCGACUAGAUGGGAUAUUUCUGUGUGGUAAGCCGUACACGUGUACGCGGAUGGACAGUGUGGUGAUGGUGGGGCGUGAGGGCGCCACAGGGUCGGGGUGUAUCGUGUAUCGAUGUAGAAACGCUUUAGUGAUUGGUGUGUAUGAAGAUGGUGUACAUCCUGGAGGGUGCUAUAACAUGAUAUGUAAAGUAGGCGACUACCUCAGGGAGCAAGGAAUCUAAAAAAUAUUUUGUUCUUCGUAAAAAAUUGGAAUUAAAGAAAGUUGAGUCUACAACGAAAUUCGGAGAAAUCGACCCGUUUUCCAUGCUACAAACUCAGAAAAUAGACAAAUAGGUGUAGUUGCAUACUUGGAAAAAGAGGAAGACCAUGGCAUUUCGAUAAAUUAACAAAGUAUACAUACGUAGUGUUUAAUUGGUAAAAUGGAUCGACUGUGUUUGUGUAACAGCGUGAGAAAGUUAUCUUAAACCACAAAAGAGUCCAUAGACAAUGAAAUACCGCCUUAAACGAUCUUUAGAAAUGUUUUAAAUUGGAUUACAAUGAUUCUUUUAAAAGUCGAUUUACUUUGUUCAAGCGAGUACAGGGUAUUACGGAUUUGUUAUUUUUAAAUGUAAUAAAUGAGCUUAUAUUUCUGAAUCAGCCUGUUGUCUGAUUAAUAAAGUUGAU
Messenger RNA from Saccostrea cuccullata (small rock oyster), 1127 nucleotides. Its product is annotated as profilin-2-like. Bases 293 to 685 code for a protein of 130 amino acids. NCBI's taxonomy places the organism in Eukaryota, Metazoa, Mollusca, Bivalvia, Ostreida, Ostreidae. The record is from RefSeq and is a predicted model, not a curated record. The transcript is spliced from 2 exons. Gene Ontology annotation, cellular component: cell cortex. Gene Ontology annotation, molecular function: actin monomer binding.